Molecule: messenger RNA, 2298 nt
Organism: Hirsutella rhossiliensis
Lineage: Eukaryota; Fungi; Ascomycota; Sordariomycetes; Hypocreales; Ophiocordycipitaceae
Product: polyprotein
Exons: 12
Coding region: 1-2298 (765 amino acids)
Source: RefSeq, a predicted model, not a curated record
AUGUUCCUCGCCGAAUUCGAAGGUGCUUCCGACGUUUCAACCGCUGGCCUAGACCAAUUCCAUGCCUGGCAGCGCGAAGACCACUGCGCUACCCUCGAUACCACCCGCGCAGGCCAGGCAGGCAUCUCCUUUGGAGAUGGACCCCGGAUUGUGUCUGUCGGUGCGACCGCGAUUCGCACGGCAUUCGGGCCCGUUGAUUUCCACGUUCUUCCCACUAAGACCCCGUUCCUCCUCUCCCUAGCCGAUAUGGACCGGCUAGGCUUGUUUUUCAACAAUCAGACCAACGAAGUCGUCCGCGAUGACAUUCGCGUUCCCGCAGUACGUAAAUGGGGCCACGCAUGGUUCCAUCUAGCUAGACUCCACCGACUGCUUAGAUGUGCCGGGCAUGAUGAUAUUGAUGAGCAGUUUACCCUUAGAGACGACCGCGAGUUCAAUUUCGAGAUAACCGCGGAUGUAGUCCAAAUAGGCGGAAAGCCUGUGCUACACACACCUACCAAGGCCCCGGACUUUAUGCGCCACGAUGCCGGCACUAACUUUGCAGCAGAGGAGUUCCAAAAGAGAAAGGCACACGGCCCCCUCCGCCGCGCCUACGAUAUCCUCCAAGCAGAGUUGGGUGAGUCGAGAAGCCCAGAUGCCCUCCUCCAAAUGGCUGUAAAGGCAGUCAAUGACACAGCCGGCCCGGAUGGCCUUGUCCCUACCCUCCUCGUCUUCGGCGCAUACCCACGAAUCAACCACGAUUCACCGCCCUCUCCCCCUAUGAUCAAGCGCGCAGAGGCUAUUCGGAAAGCCAUGGCAGCCCUGCACCGUGCUGCCGCUGCCCGUCAGAGCGAGGUCCUCGUGUGGAGAGAGGCUGACGGCUGGACCGGCCCGUGGAUCGUUAUCGGCAAUAACGGCCACGAAAUAACAAUCAAUCAUGUCAAUGGCCCUCAUCACAACCCCACGACGACUCGCAGCCGUCCCCGACGAGUCGACCCCAAUGCACCCCUAACCCCGAUCAAGAUGAUGCCCUGCCCUGUGCUCCUACCUGAACAACGCCGACGAGGACGCCCCAAAGGCUCCAAGAACAAGCCCAAGACCGGCGUAGCCAACCUGUCAAAGAAGGAAGUUAAUCACUAUGAUCACGCUUCCGAUACCCAAGAGAUUAACAACCUAAUCGCACAGGGUGUGUUUGAGUUCAUUCGUUUCGACCCCGUGGCCCACAAGGCCAAAGACUCUUUAAAGCACGCAUGCGGAAUUAGUGCCCGCUAUCCCCAGACACCAUCAUCCAUGUCAUCCUUCCUGUAUGGCAUAGCAGAGUCAGGUCUCCAUUGGUUCGUGACAUAUUAUAGGCAUCAUCCCGCCGGCUUCGGCAUGGUCGCUAUGCAGACGGAUGACACCCUCCUCCUCGCCUCCCCUGAGUUCGCGGCCGCAGAAGAAAGAGAGAUCCAGAAGGCUAAGCUCCGCUCGAAACCAAGGAGCCAGCUAUCGGCCGCGACUCCCCUCGAGUUUAAUGGUUGCACACUUCUAGCCGAAAAAGACGACCUUAUCAUCCAGCAGAAGGGCCAAGGCCAGAAGUUAGCCACCAUCUUUCUCUCCUCCACGGAUCGCGCGCAGCAAUACGCCCAACAGCGCGCGCGCGGAGCAUAUAUCGCAUCAAUCUGCCAGCCCGAGGCCACGUUCGACUACUCAGUCGCAGCACAAGUGCAGCAGCCGGAAGCCCCGGACUACAAGACCCUGAACAAGCGGAUACAAUGGCAGACCGACAACCUGCAACGAGGACUCCGCUAUGUUCCCUUGGCCUUUUCGACUGCGAAGCUAAUGGUAUUCACGGACGGUUCGUUCGCGAACAACAAAGACCUAAGCUCACAACUGGGCUUUGUUAUUGUGCUCGCCAACGAGGAACAGAGCCCUGCUGAUUUCACGAUCAGAGGCAAUGUCCUGCACUGGUCAUCUACGAAGAGCAAGCGAGUGACCCGGAGCGUGCUAGCCUCGGAGAUCUACGGCAUGGUCAACGGAUUCGAUAUGGCCAUUGUCAUCGCGACCACCCUGCAGGCUAUUGUCAAGCAGCUGGACCUACCCCCGACUCCCCUCAUUGUCUGCACCGACUCAUACUCGCUAUACGAAUGCCUCGUAAAGCUCGGGACCACGAAAGAGAAGCGACUCAUGAUUGAUAUCAUGGCGCUAAGGCAGUCCUACGAGCAGCGCGAGAUGGCAGAGAUCCCACCCAACCGUGCUUUGGAACGGUUGAUUGAGACGAACAGGCUGACGAUUCGAGUGGAAGGAUAUGUACAACGACCCGUGACCGCAGACACCACCUAA